Messenger RNA from Lottia gigantea (owl limpet), 861 nucleotides. RefSeq lists its product as hypothetical. The transcript has 6 exons. The record is from RefSeq and is a predicted model, not a curated record. Lineage: Eukaryota; Metazoa; Mollusca; Gastropoda; Lottiidae. The coding region runs from base 1 to 861 and encodes 286 amino acids.
AUGUGGAGGGAGGUAGUAACAGUUUGCCUGGUCCUAACAGGGGUCGCCUGCUUGGACAAGCGGAAUAUCGUGGAAUAUCUGUCACACCAGACAGAAUACUCUACUCUGGUCAGUCUCGUCUCUCAGGCCGGUCUGGUUGAUACUCUUAGUAAUAUUAAAUUUGCAACAGUUUUUGCUCCGACCAAUGCUGCGUUCGCCACUGUCCCUACUGCAACAUUAGACUCCUUAAGGAACAAUACUCAGUUAUUGCGACGUGUUCUUUUGAACCACGUCACUAAUCAUUCUUUGAUCUCACCGCAACUUCAAGACAACGAGAGAUACGAUAAUUUGAUUGGUGGAAGCUUCAUCUUUAAAAAUGACGGUAAUACUAUUACUGUGAAUGGAGUCAAAAUAUCCGGAACAGAUACUAUUGUAGCUAACGGUGUAAUUCAUACUAUAGAUGGCGUUCUUCUCCCACCAGAGGGCGAUAUUGUCACCUACCUGGCCAAACAUGAUGACAAAUUUAGCGAUUUGUUCGCUGCUAUUGUUGUUGCCGGCUUAGAUGGCACAUUGAAAGGUGGAGUGUUCACACUAUUCGCUCCCAAUGAUAAAGCUUUUAAUGCUGUUAUUGGAAGUAUUCCUACUGACCAAACUAAACUAGCAGAUCUGUUAAAGUACCAUGUUGUUAGUGGAAGUGUAUUUUCAAAUGAACUAAAAGAUGGUCAGAAAGUAUCAACCCUGACUGGUCAACAACUGACAGUUUCUAUCUCAAAUAAUGGAGUAAAGAUUGGCGGUGCGACAGUCGUACAAGCUGACAUCAACACAAACAGUGGAGUCAUUCAUGAAAUAGAUGGUGUUUUAAUUCCUCCCUCCACUUCAUAA